This is a messenger RNA of Elaeis guineensis (African oil palm), 1639 nucleotides long. Lineage: Eukaryota; Viridiplantae; Streptophyta; Magnoliopsida; Arecales; Arecaceae. The record is from RefSeq and is a predicted model, not a curated record.
UUCAUAAUGACUUGGAGACACCGCUCACGCCAAUUACACCGAAGCGAUGGCUCCGCACGAUCUCCGCCGUCCGUUUAAGCGUCCGGCCAUCUCCGACCAGCAGCGCCGCCGCGAGUUGGCGCUCCUCCGCCAGGCCCAGCAGCGCUCCGAUUCCCACAACCGCGCCCGCCAGCUCGCCUCCUCCCUCCUCUCCCUCCCCGCCGCCGACCAACCCCCUUCUUCUCCCGAACCGAUCCUCGAAGACCAGCCCAUCCAAAUUGAACCUGCCUCACCGGAGCCCGAACCGGAGCCGCCGGAGGCGGCUCCGACGAGGGACUUGAACGUGGUCCAGGCAUCCAAACUUAGGGGAUUGGAGGCCCGCCGGUGGUUUGCUCGCCAGCUUAUGCUUCCCGAGUGGAUGAUCGACGUUCCCCCUUACCUCGAUCGCGACUGGUAUGUAUUUGCAAGGCCUGCUGGUAUGCGGUGUUUUGUGGUUUCUUCUAAUGGUACAACAGUGAGCAGGCUCCGGAAUGGUUCUGUUCUGCAUCAAUUUCCAUCUUUGUUGCCUAGUGGUGCUAGGAGAAAAGACUUGUCAGGUCCUGCACAUUCAUAUUGUAUCCUAGAUUGCAUAUUUCAUGAGGUGGGUGAUGAAUUGCAGCCUGAUCAAACAUACUAUGUGAUUGACAUGGUUUGUUGGCGAGGAUACUCAUUGUAUGAUUGCACUGCGGAGUUCAGGUUUUUCUGGUUGAAUUCUAAGCUUGCGGAAACUGGAGCUUGCGGUCCUCCAGCAGCAUAUCAUAAGUACAGAUUUAGUGUAAUCCCAAUUUAUGAUUGUGAUCAGAUGGGUCUACAGGCAGCAUAUGCAGGCGUUGUGCCUCAUGUCAAAGAUGGGCUCCUAUUUUACAACAAACAUGCUCAUUAUCAAACCGGCAAUACACCUUUGGCACUAGUUUGGAAGGAUGAAUUCUCUAGCCAGUAUUUUCUUGAUACAGACGGUACAGGACAAGUUCCAGCUCAGCAGCAGGUUGUCUUGGAGCUACAAGAUGAUGGAAAAUUAACUACAUCUGAUGACCCUCCUGUUGUGUUUGGUUGCAUGGAUGGAGAGUUUCUUCAGAAGUCAAAUUUACGGCCAGGAAAUCUUCUCCGGUUUGCUAUUGGAGAUGAAAGUGCGAGACUACAUGAUGGGAGGCUAGAGAUACUUGAUUUGCAAUUUGUAGCGAAGGUUAAUCCUCGGUCACGAGCUUUUGCAGAUAGCUACUCUAAGGUUUUCUUCCAGUAUGCAGCCCGACACUCGCCUCUUCGAAUCGAGGAUCUGAUUGCAUCCAUCCAGCCGAAUCUUGGCGACAACAGCAAAACUACAGAUGUUGACAUGGAUGACUAAGAAGCUGAAAACCAAUGAAUUUUAUGAUAACAGCUUUUUGAAGACAGGUGGUAGCUUCGUAUCAUUCUUGGUCGUUGUCUCCAGACUCUGGCAGUUCCAUUAAAUGACAAGUUUAACCAGCAUUCAGUGAAACUAUUUUAAGAGUCUUGUGGGUACCAAUCAUAUGAUGGUAGAUACACACACACACACACACAUACAUACAUCAUUCAAUGUGAGAUCUCCUCAAGAUCUACUUGUGGCAAAUGUUUCUCCUUGGAAUUGGUUGACUGCAACUUGUAU